AUGAACUCAGUACCAUUGCCGUGGUUUCUCCAAGACAGAUCGGUCACCACCUCGCAAUAUCGACCUGAAAACCUGGUAUACCGGGUGUGCCAAACCACAGGAGAUCUCGCGGUGGCUAUCAUCCAAGAUGUAGAAGACAAUCGAGAGUUCUCAAGAGUCCCGUCCCCGAUCGCAUGUUCGCUGUCACAGUAUCUGACCGUAUGUGUGGGCGAUCUGAUCCGGCCCGACCAAUUUUUCCAUGUUGGUGGAUUGGAAGCCUGUACGGCCGAUCAAGAUGUUGCAACAGACAGAGGGAUUCUUUUGUUCUCAGAAUUGUGCAUUACCUUCGAGGUCAUUCCCGAAGAAGUCACCGAUUCCAGCCAAGUGGGCCUACUGGUCACACCGCCGUCGCCAGUCAAGGGGACAUUCUCCGUCAUGAUCGGAACAGAUCCGAACCCAGUCGACUUACUAAAUGUCUUCUGGCCCAUUUGUCCAUCUCGAGCACUGCCAAGAUCUCCCUGGCUGACUAUCGACACAACGACGUGCCCCACCGAUGCCAUUCUGAUCGAACAUCAAGGCAUAAAAACUGGCUACAUCCCACUGACGGUCAACCAAAGCUGCCCGUAUUCGGAUGGAGGAUUGGCGGAUCCCCCAGAGGAUAGGGUGCUCUCAUUCAUCUCGAGAGUAAGGCUUCUGUCUGAAGAUGAAAUCGACCAAGCCUUCCCGGAUAAGCCGCUUCACAUUCUUGAUCUGGCAGAAAUCGACCACCCAGAAUAUUUUUGGAAGGCAAGACUGGCGCCGCUCCGGCUCCGCCAGUAUUUCCUUCAAAAGAAUCCAGAAACCAGCACAAUAACUGGAUUCUUGGGCGUCUCAGACGACCCAACCGUUCUAACUCUCCAGCCAAAUCCCACGGAGAAAUUCAAUCAACAUGGCUGGCUGGUUCCGGGAAAAUUGGUGAAGCUAUCCACCGAAGAGAGAACAAUCGGGACAUUCUGUGUCCAAGCUUGUACACCAGGCAAGCUGGGCCUAACUAUCUACAGGAUCAGAAUGCCAAAAGAUCGACCGGAGGUUCAUGAUGUCAACGAAUUUGGCGUGGAAUCGUGGAUUCAGCUGGAUUCCAGCCAAGUAGAGAUCUCCAAGCAAAUGAUUGGUCUUCAAGCUGUCUCAGUACAGCCUGCAAGUGAAGACAACCUCAAGACAGCAUCCCUCACCGAUUAUUCCAAGGUUGCAAUGGUCCUGGAACAUCCGAAAUGCCGAAUACAUCGUUAUGGAGACCCCUGUCAGCCUCAUCCACUCCCACUGCUGGCUGUCGCCAACUUAUGGGACGACCCGCAGCCCAAGGAGCAAGUCGACCCCAGUCGACUCCAUUUUGAUGAAAGUUUAAAUGCAGAACAACAACGAGCUGUUCAAGAGUUCUGCAACAUUCCCAGCUGCGUUGUACUACAGGCACCGGCCGGCACAGGGAAGACCCGAACCUUGGCCAACGCGGCGGCGGCUCUUCAUCGGCUGGAGGAGAAAAAGAUGGUCAUCAUUGCGACACUCAGCAACGAAGCAGUGCGCAAUGCCGAGGAAGCGGUAUUGGCAACAGGAGUUCCAUCCACGGAUGUCUUGACUCUCCAAUCUUCAUCAGCAAAGCUCAGAAAGAACCAGAGACAGAGAAAUAGUUCCAGUACCUCAACACUGAAUCACAUGGUGAGACUUGAAGCUUCUGGAUGCCAGCUCUCAAUUGGAUUCCGCGAUCUCCUCAAAAGCCACAAGAGAUAUACGCCUUCCCCCACCGAUGAAACUUUAAUGGGAAGGAUGGUCCUGGAGAAGCAGAAGAAUUUGAUCGUAAUUGGUACCGUGUCCAUGAUUCAACGAUUAACGGCAAGUAUCCACAAUGAGAUCGCUGGAAUCUUACUCGACGAAGCGGGGAUGGUGACCUCUACAGAGAUCUUUGGACUGUUGUGUGGACUCGAAAAGCCGGUCCAUCGUCUUCUCGCCGCUGGAGAUUUGAUGCAGUUGAAUUGUCCGCUGCCAGCGCCGAUUCAAUGCCUGGAGAAGUAUGGCCUGAAAAGUCUGUUAUCAACACUUCUGGGUCACAGUCAUCAAAGCAUCAAGAAGAUCUGUUUAAAGAUCACAUACAGAUUCGCUCCAAGAUUGGCCAGUCUAAUCUCUACAUUAUGUUAUGCGGAUGAACUGCAAUGGCCGCUGGGCCGAAUUGAGGAUCCAGGAUUUGCUGCCACCAUGCCAAAUAUGUCAGCUUAUGCGCCGGUCGGCUUCCUCCAUGUGAAUGGAGUCGAGAGGAAAGUGGGCACGUCGUGGAGCAACACUAAUCAAAUAUUGGUGGCGGUAGAAUUGGUCGAGCUGAUGUUCAUGGAGAUGGAAAAUCUCAGAAGAGGCAACAAAUCAGUGAUGGUGCUGGUGCCUUACCAGGCGGCAUUGAGAGAAACGCAGCCGCUGCUUCGAGAACUACAGGAGAAGUACCAUCGUGCCAACAUCAUUAGUGGCACGGUGGACCAGUUACAAGGAAGAGAGGCCGACUACGCCAUCUAUGUGACGAUCAAAAGCCUGCCAUCAAAUGCAGGCCCAUCGUUUGCCACGCUCGGCCAGCGAGUGACCGUCGCUCUGACCAGGGGUCGCGACGGCCUCUACGUUAUUGGCAGCAGGCCUUAUAUUAAGGCCUGCUCCUAUGAGCUGGCCCAGCUUCUGGACUUAAAUGAACUCUAA
Messenger RNA from Bursaphelenchus xylophilus (pine wood nematode), 2688 nucleotides. Lineage: Eukaryota; Metazoa; Nematoda; Chromadorea; Rhabditida; Aphelenchoididae. The record is from the annotation of a GenBank genome assembly.